AUGCAGGCUCUCCGGUAUGGGCGGAGAGCCGUGCCUGGGCUGACUUUGUCGCCAAAUAUCGCUCAGCCUUUACGAUCACAAUCCCGCACAUUCACAAACGUCAUUACCGCAAACAGCAGCAGACCCUCGUCGCGAACAUUACUCUCAUCAACAUCAACAUCACCAUUCACCCCAUCGACACAAUCCUCUGUCCUUCUUCUUCGUCGACCAGCGGUCGCCGGACCCAUCUCCACAUCUCUGUUUGACCAGAAGAUCCGUUCCUUUUCGGCAACGGCGUGCCUCGGCGGCAAGCGUCGUACCUACAACCCGUCCAGACGGGUUCAGAAGCGUCGGCAUGGGUUUUUGUCGAGAUUGCGGACUCGCUCUGGACGUGAGAUUUUGAAGAGGCGGCGAUUGAAGGGGCGGAAGAAUUUGAGUUGGUAA
Molecule: messenger RNA, 423 nt
Organism: Talaromyces rugulosus
Lineage: Eukaryota; Fungi; Ascomycota; Eurotiomycetes; Eurotiales; Trichocomaceae
Exons: 2
Coding region: 1-423 (140 amino acids)
Biological process (GO): translation
Cellular component (GO): ribosome; mitochondrial large ribosomal subunit
Molecular function (GO): structural constituent of ribosome
Source: RefSeq, a predicted model, not a curated record